AUGGAUGAACUCAAGAUCAAUGAAGAGUCGACUCGUGCUGGUCGACCUCGGCGCCUGGGUUCAAACGCGGUCACGCAUGAAAUUCGUAUGCUGAGAGCGCAGGCAGCGUCGAUGGAAGACGAGCUUCAAGCGCUGCAAUCCAAGUGGCGCGACCAGCUUCAAGACGGUCGAAUACUUGCCACCGCUCAGGAGUCCGCCCGCGAGAAACACGCUACGUCCCAGGCCGAGAAGGUGCGCGAGGAUCUCCUGCAGUCACUUCAGCAACAGCAAUUGCUGUUUGCCACCCUCCAGACCGCGGUCGAUCACUCACCAUUCGAUUCAAGUGGCAAGGAAAUGUUUGAGGCGCUGCAUUUCGGUACCCGCCUCGGAAGUGAUCCAGCUGAGCGCGAGAAGCUGCUGCUCGAGCACCAUAAACGCUCGAUCACCACGCUGCCGUCCAUCGUGGAUAUAUUCUUGCAGAAGGCCAUUCACAGGCACCAAGAGAGUGAGGAGAGCGAUAAUCUACUGAAGACACCACUGUCUCGACUUGACGUCACUGGUUGCGAAGACUCCACGCUGGUGUCGAGCGUGUUCAUCAGCGAGAUUCCGUGCGCAUCACUGGAGCAAGUGUAUUCCGCCGUGCUGGCGUAUUUCGACGAUGUUCCGAGCUAUAUGAAGCGCCAUUUCAAUGUUCAUGCCGAGCGUACCAGGCUGAACAGCGCAAACUCUCCGGUGUUGUACCGUCGGUCAACUUUUGAGGGGUCGAAAAUGUCUGCGACGGUGAACAACAUCAUGUGCUCGGAGCUGACGGCAUCGUACGGCAUGGUUCACGUUGACGCCGUCACGGACGACCCCUUGCAUCCCGUGAUUGAGUCGGCAUCUUCGCAGUACAGCGUCUGCGGUCUCACAAUUACGCCUCUCAAGGAACCGCUAACAGGGCAGACGCUGUCUGUCAUGCUGCGAUGGUUGGUCGUGUACCGCUACAACAUGUUGCCGUACGACCCUCGCAUCAAAGAGAACCUGCAGGUUAUUCGGCCAAUCUUGAACGGAGACCUGAUCACUGCGUCCGUGUGUAGCUAUAUCCAGGAGAGGCAGAUGUGCUUCGAGGAUGGAGUCGAUAUCUGUCAGAAAUAA
Molecule: messenger RNA, 1113 nt
Organism: Phytophthora sojae
Lineage: Eukaryota; Oomycota; Peronosporomycetes; Peronosporales; Peronosporaceae
Exons: 1
Coding region: 1-1113 (370 amino acids)
Source: RefSeq, a predicted model, not a curated record